This is a messenger RNA of Alternaria alternata, 1918 nucleotides long. Its product is annotated as ammonium transporter. Bases 378 to 1814 code for a protein of 478 amino acids. The transcript has 4 exons. Gene Ontology annotation, cellular component: plasma membrane. The record is from RefSeq and is a predicted model, not a curated record. NCBI's taxonomy places the organism in Eukaryota, Fungi, Ascomycota, Dothideomycetes, Pleosporales, Pleosporaceae. Gene Ontology annotation, biological process: ammonium transmembrane transport. Gene Ontology annotation, molecular function: ammonium channel activity.
CUUGGCUAUUUGGGACAUGCAAUCCGUCUUCGGAAUCCUUCGCGGCAUCAAAUCUCAGGCCAAACACAGCAACCCAAGCCAGAAGCUCCACAAUAUGCGCUCGGCUCCAUCAGCAUGGGAUUCCUAACGCCCUGCUUAUCUUUGCCCAGACGGCGCCACGUUCAGCGUUGGGGGCACAGCAGCGUCGUAUGUAUCGAAGUAGAAGGCGAACCGGGUUUGACGGCGCAUCAAUCUCGGUCCCUGGAAAUUGGCCGGAUGGUGUGAGGAAAGGCGUUGAAAGAUAUAUAUCCGCUGGAGAGCCCCUGCACUUCUUGUCUUCUCUUUCCAGAACACCCCUGAGGUUCCAGUCAUAGUCGAUACACUGACACCCCUACACCAUGGAGGUACCACCCACUCCUGAGUUCGACCCGGCGAAGCCCAAUGGCGGCAACCCAGAUAUCGAAAAUGUCAACCUUCAGUACACUGGCCUGGAGUUCCACUACAUCUACCUUAUGAUCAUGGCUUUCCUUGUGUUUUUGAUUAUACCUGGAAUCGGGUUUCUUUACUCCGGUCUUGCUCGCCGCAAGUCGGCACUUUCUAUGCUCUUCCAGUCGUUCGCGGUCAUGGGAGUAGUUACAUUCCAGUGGAUGUUCUGGGGUUAUUCGCUCGCAUACUCUCGCUCGGCCAGUCCCUUCAUUGGCAACAUGGACAACUUCGGAUUAAAGAAUGUCAUGUCGGCACCCUCGCCGGGCUCAUCAUUUCUACCUGAGAUCGUGUUCUGCCUUUACCAGAUGCUUUUCUGCGCAUGUACUGUACAGCUUGUUAUUGGUGGAUCUUUUGAACGCGGUCGCAUCCUGCCGUCAAUGGUCUUCGCCUUCUGCUGGGCAACUAUCGUGUACUGCCCAAUCGCUUGCUGGACCUGGAAUGCAAAUGGUUGGCUUUUCAACCUUCCCUCUCUAGACUUCGCAGGUGGCGGCCCCGUUCACAUUGCAUCCGGCUGGUCUGCCCUCGCCUACGCCUUCGUCCUCGGCAAACGCCUUCACAAGGGCGACAAGAUCCACGGAAAAGCUCAUAAUCCUACACUCGUCUUCAUCGGCACUGUCUUCAUCUGGUUUGGCUGGUUCGGCUUCAACGGAGGUAGUGCUCUUAACGGCACCGUGCGCUCGAUGUUGGCUGCCUUCAACACCAACACUGCGGCCUCCUUCGGAGUUCUCGGCUGGGUGUCGGUUGAGUACGUCCGUACCAAAGGUCACUUCUCUGUGGUCGGUGCUUGCUCUGGAGCUAUCGCUGGUCUUGUCGGCAUUACUCCUGCUGCAGGUUAUGUCUCUGUGUGGAUAGCCGCCCUCAUCGGUUUUCUCACUGCUGCGAUUUGCUCUCUUUGCCAGAAUGUCGAUAAGUGGAUCAAGAUCGACGAGGGCAUGGAUGUCUUCAAGCUCCACGGAAUCGGUGGCAUGGUUGGCUCCUUCCUCACUGGUAUUUUCGGCCAAGCCUGGAUCUACGACCUCGAUGGUAUGGGUCCGUAUGACGGCCUCGGAGGCAUGGAUGGUGUAGGUGUGCAAAUCGGUCGCCAAUUGGCUGAGAUUGUCGCCAUCGCCUCUUACUCUUUCGUCGUCUCUUGUAUUCUCUUGUACAUCUUGAAGUUCAUUCCUGGCAUGCAUCUCCGCGUCAACUCAGAGGCUGAGAUGAUGGGUCUGGAUCUCGACCAGUUUGGAGAUGAGCAGAUCGGUGAUUGGAGUCUCAUGGAGCAGAACCACUACGAGGCGAACGUCAGUAGCUCGAGCAGCCAACAUGUUCCCACAUCGGUUCCUGCGGCAGCAGUCGGUAAGCAGGCGUAGUGUGUGAGGGGUAUAUGCUCGAUUUGAAACUUAUGCCAGUACAUCCGCAAUAGCCUAUCCAAAUUGCAUAAUACGGCGGAACUUAGCAGUAGACUUCCGGCCGU